CCGUUUGGGAGCUCGAUCGAAUUCAUCGAGCGACUCCAGCGACAUGGAGAGCAUACAGAAGGCCGUGCGCGACCUCGUCAAGGACGUCAAGCUGAGCACCUCGCGUCCGCCGGCGCCGCCGUCCGGGAGCACGCAUUUCGGCGGCGAAGGAAGGGCUCCCGGAGUCGGGGUCGCCCUGUCGGCUGCGGAGCAUCCUCCCAUCCUGUUCACCAGGAACCCUCGAGGGGUGGUAUCUUUGUGGACUUGUUCGAAGCUCUGCGCGAUUUCCCUUGUUGCUGGUGUUUUUUGGGCUACACUUUGAAGCGCCGGGUCCGAGGCUGGGUUUCAAAGCUCCUCAGGAGAUUGAAAGAUGAUUGAUGCCGGGCAAUUCUUGGUCAAAUGUGCUCUGUCAUACGUGAAUCUGGUGCCGACUUGGAGCUUUGUUACGGGGCGAAAUCUGUUGUGACAUAUGACAUAUACAAGCUCCUUUAUUGCCUUGAAUUACCUGAUGGAUUACCCGAAUAUACAAUCGGCCUCCUUGUGCAAUACCUUAUCUCUCAUCUGUGAGAUUAAUUAUCUCCUUUCUCCAUGCUCUGAUUUUUCGAUGAUUCAAAGUAGAAGUGGUCAGGGGGCGGGUCUUGGCAAGUAGAGGAUCAGGCCUCUCUUGUCGUCUGAGUUCACCAUUACUCACUCGUCUGGUCUCUGUGUCCUCUCCGAUGUGAUGCUUCCUUUCCUUACGCAGAUUUUUGGAAUUUGUCUCUUAUCUAGGAGGCAGUGUUAGUGUUAAAAUGAACAGAUUGUAUGAAGAGUAAGGAUGGUGCUAGUUGCCAAACAAUCAUAUACACUGUAUCCAAACAUCUCUUGGGUAUUGAUUGUUAUGACCUUUCUUCCU
Messenger RNA from Eucalyptus grandis, 871 nucleotides. RefSeq lists its product as uncharacterized. The record is from RefSeq and is a predicted model, not a curated record. Bases 44 to 301 code for a protein of 85 amino acids. NCBI's taxonomy places the organism in Eukaryota, Viridiplantae, Streptophyta, Magnoliopsida, Myrtales, Myrtaceae. The transcript has 2 exons.